AUGGAAAUGAGUUCAACUGAGAAUAUAGACUUGGGUGUACGGUCCUGUUCAGAGUCAAACGAUCUCCUGACCAGCCAGACGGUGAGUAGCUUCUAUGGCAGCUCCCGAAGUGAAUCCCUGUGGGCCUUGGAGCGCCGGAGUGCCUGGGAGAUUUAUCACAAACCCAUCAUCGUCAUGUCUAUUGGAGGGGCGUUUUUUCUUGUUGGGUGUGUACUGACCGGCUUGUAUUUUGCUGACAUCACCAAGAAAACAUGCAAUGUGCUGGGACCCGCGGCUCUGUCCAUUGGUCUGAUGUUCCUGGUUUAUGGAUUGGUCUGGGUUCCGAUCAUCAAAGAGAAGAGACAACAGAAGUCAAUAUCGAAAUUCUACAGGAAUCAAAAGAUGUCCUUUAUCCACCUGUGA
Messenger RNA from Callorhinchus milii (elephant shark), 402 nucleotides. RefSeq names its product phosphoinositide-interacting protein-like. Gene Ontology annotation, biological process: phosphatidylinositol-mediated signaling; positive regulation of cation channel activity. The record is from RefSeq and is a predicted model, not a curated record. The transcript has a single exon. Gene Ontology annotation, molecular function: transmembrane transporter binding; phosphatidylinositol bisphosphate binding. NCBI's taxonomy places the organism in Eukaryota, Metazoa, Chordata, Chondrichthyes, Chimaeriformes, Callorhinchidae. Bases 1 to 402 code for a protein of 133 amino acids.